This is a messenger RNA of Pseudonaja textilis, 979 nucleotides long. NCBI's taxonomy places the organism in Eukaryota, Metazoa, Chordata, Lepidosauria, Squamata, Elapidae. The record is from RefSeq and is a predicted model, not a curated record.
GAGAAUCCUUAGGAAGCAUACCGGCUUCUCUUUAAUUAUGUGAUGUUAGUUAUAGGCCAAAGUGCCCGCCGUUUAGCCCUACAAAGCAGCGCCGCUCGACUUUAAAUCGUUUAAUUAAUUCCACUGCGGUUCCGACGUGCCGAAGCCGGUCUCCACGAAGCGUGCUCGUCGUUAGUGGCCGUUGGUGCGUCCCUCGCGCCCGCUCCGUUCUAGUGGGUGGGUCUCUCUUGACAGCCAUCUGCGAAGUUGGCAGAUAAACUUUCGGGCUGCCCGGGCGAAACCUGACCCGGCAGAUCUCUGGCUCUUCUGUCUUGUGUACCCAACGGGAUGGAAAUAAGGGAGGGGCCUGUCGGAGCGAUGCCGUGCGCUUUGCCCUCCAACUUCCCCUGCCCGGGAGGGACCCCCGACCAUGGCUGAGGGAAGCGGCCUCAUUUCGGUGGACUAUGAGGUCUUUGGGAAGGUGCAAGGGGUAUUUUUCCGGAAACAUACCCAGGCACAAGGAAAAAAGUUGGGUCUAGUUGGCUGGGUCCAAAAUACUAAUUAUGGCACCGUGCAAGGACAAAUCCAAGGCCCUCUUAUCAAAGUCCGACAACUUCAGGAAUGGCUUCAGAAAACUGGAAGUCCUAAAUCUCACAUCGACAGAGCUGAAUUCCACAAUGAAAAGAAAAUUGUUCAUUUAGAGCAUAGUGACUUUUGUAUAAUCAAAUAAGAGGCUUAGGAAUAGAAAACAUGGUUGGACCAUGGACUUGUCUAGAAGACAGUCAUUCAUUUAGUUUUUAUUUUCUUGUAAUUGGUUAAAUGCAUUCUUUCUGUUGUAAUUAUUUAUUAUAUAAAGCUUCUAUUAAAUAUUUUAAGAUAAACAUUUCCUGAAUUGAGUGAUGUCCCAAUAUUUUGACUGUUAAUACACACUUGCUGCAUCAUAUCCAGAGCUAUGUAUAAAACUGAAAUAUACAUAUUAAAAGAUUGCAAGUAUAUAGAA